Molecule: messenger RNA, 5536 nt
Organism: Linum trigynum
Lineage: Eukaryota; Viridiplantae; Streptophyta; Magnoliopsida; Malpighiales; Linaceae
Source: the annotation of a GenBank genome assembly
AAGUGGGAUUUUACAAUUCCAUGUAUAUUACCUUAGCAAACAUAAAUAAUAAUAACAAUUUGAAUACUAUAACGAAUUAUAAAACAACCAAACAAAAUACACCGCCCAACGGGCGGGUAAAAAACUAGUUUAUGUAAUAUUAGAACGCUUUGGUAUAUCUAUCAUGCAAAUUAAUGAUUUGAGUCAUUUGACCAUCCACUUAUAAUUUGCCCAUAAAAAAUAAAAAUACUAGAAACCAAACAAUUGUCAAUGGAGACCAUUCCCAUUGCAAAGUUGCCAUAGCCCAUUAGCUCGCCCACAAGGCAGGCAGAGGAUAAAAGAGAAGAUGAAAGUAGGGCACGAACGACUUAAUGAAUGAGGGUCGGUCCAAGUAUUAAAUGCCCUUUUUUCUCCCAACAACUACCCAAAUCAAGGUUGUAAACCCGUAGGUCGACCCAUUUUGACCCUGACUCGAUGAGAAAAAUGGGUCGACCGCUGUAAGGUAUCGGAUUGGAGAUCAAAUUGUGUCAUUUUUUCUUUGAUUUGAGAAAUGUACAUAUUUUCCAAUUUUUCUUUUCGCCUAACUCAAUCAUUGGAAUCCUUAGUUGAACAUUUGAAUAUUGAUAUAAGUGUGUGUGAAUUUUUACUAUAUGUUGGAUCUAAGUACGACAUGUUACUUUGGUGUAAUGUUAUAUGUUAUUACUCAUAUGUUAGAUGAAAUUUGGUAUAAUUUAUCAGGAUAAGUACAAUAUAAUGACUUUUUUCAUAUUUCCGGGCUAAAACGAACUAAAACAGAUGACCCAUUAACCCUUGACCCACUAAUUCAACUAGGUCCGGAUCAACCCGCCGGACAACUUGACCCAAACCCUCCCAUUGAAUUCCCCUCCCCAUACCAACGAACUAAUUAGCAGUAGCGGUCUCCAUCAGAUCACCAUCCAGCCAUGAGCCAUCCAUCCGCCUUCCCUUCCCUCUUAUCUUCCCAACUGGAGAAGAUGAAAGUAGGGCACAACAACUUAAUGAAUGAAGGUCGGUCCAAGUAUUUAAUGCCCCUUCCUUCCCAACAACUACCCAAACCCUCCCAUUCAAUUCCCCUUCCCUCCCCCUCCCCAUACCAACGAACUAAUUAGCAGUAGUGGUCUCCAUCAGAUCGCCAUCCAGCCAUCCAUCCGCCUUCCCUUCCCUCUUAUCUCCCCAACUGAUCAUUUUCAUACUGCUCAGGGAAAGAAGAAGAAACAGAGCAAAGCCACAGUUUUGGAAGCUGAAAGCAAACAUAACAUUCCUACUUGGCGUCACCCGGUCUCCAUCGUCAAACCCAAAAAGAGGCUUAGCCAAAGGCACCAUCCAUAUGAAACAUUGAGGAGAGGAGACACGCUUACUUCAUUCAAACCUAAUUUAGUUACUGGUUCCUCAUAUGAACCGCCUUCUCCCCCACCCAACCACUCAUUAACACGCCAAUCCCGUUUCUCUCAUCUUCUCUUCUUUCUGGUAUAUAAGUAGUCGCAAUUCCUCCCUAAGAUAUGAGGAACUCAUCCUCUGAUCCCUCUGCAACGGCGGCGGCGGCGACGGUGAUGAUGGAGAUAGAGGCGAGCAAACCGGCGGGGAACGGGAUGGUGGUCGGCGGGCUCAGCCCCCUGAGCGAGACGCUGUGGCGGGAACGGACCAACACGGAGUUCGUCGGCGACGUCUCCGCCAGGCUGACGUGGAAGGAUCUGACGGUGAUGGUCACCCUUGGCAAUGGCGAGACUCAGAAUGUCCUCGAAGGACUCACCGGCUAUGCGGAGCCUGGCAGCCUCACCGCGCUGAUGGGUCCCUCUGGCUCCGGCAAAUCCACUCUGCUCGAUGCUCUCUCUAGCCGCCUGGCGGCGAACGCUUUUCUCUCCGGCUCCAUCCUUCUCAACGGCCGCAAAACCAAGCUCUCUUUUGGAACCGCCGCGUAUGUGACGCAAGACGACAACCUGAUUGGAACGCUGACGGUGAGGGAGACGAUAUCUUACUCGGCCAGGCUGCGCCUGCCGGACAAGAUGCCGUGGUCGGAGAAAAGGGCACUGAUUGAGAGCACCAUUGUGGAGAUGGGCUUGCAGGACUGUGCUGAUACGGUGAUUGGGAACUGGCAUCUUCGUGGGAUCAGCGGCGGCGAGAAGCGUCGAGUCAGCAUUGCCCUCGAAAUCCUGAUGCGACCCAGAUUGCUCUUCCUCGACGAACCCACCAGCGGGCUUGACAGUGCUUCGGCGUUCUUUGUGACGCAGACGCUGCGUGGACUAUCGAGGGACGGGAGAACUGUGAUUGCAUCCAUCCACCAGCCGAGCAGUGAAGUUUUUGAGCUCUUUGAUCGACUUUACCUUCUCUCUGGUGGCAAGACUGUGUAUUUCGGCCAGGCUUCAGAUGCCUACGAGUUCUUUGCGCAAGCCGGAUUCCCCUGCCCUGCUUUGAGAAACCCAUCUGAUCAUUUCCUCCGAUGCGUCAAUGCUGACUUCGACAAAGUGAAGGCCACUCUCAAAGGAUCCAUGAAACUGCGGUUUGAUGCAUCGGAGGAUCCUCUGGAUAAGAUCACCACAGCUGAAGCGAUCCGUACUUUGGUUGAUUACUACCGAACUUCUCAGUAUUGUUAUGCUGCAAGGCAGAAGGUGGAUGAGAUCUCCAAAGUCAAAGGGACGGUGCUUGAUGCAGGAGGGAGCCAGGCUAGUUUCCCGAUGCAGGCUUUCACUCUGACCAAGCGCUCCUUCGUCAACAUGUCAAGGGAUUUCGGUUACUACUGGCUCAGGCUCGUCAUCUACAUCGUGGUCACCAUUUGCAUCGGAACCAUAUACUUCAAUGUCGGCACUAGUUACAACUCAAUCCUGGCCAGAGGCUCCUGCGCUUCAUUCGUGUUCGGUUUCGUCACGUUCAUGUCCAUUGGAGGCUUCCCAUCUUUCGUGGAAGACAUGAAGGUUUUCCAAAGAGAGAGGCUGAAUGGCCACUACGGAGUGACAGCAUUUGUGAUCAGCAACACACUCUCGGCGAUGCCGUUCCUCAUCACCAUCACCUUCCUCUCCGGAACGAUCUGCUACUUCAUGGUCAGGCUCCACCCGGGUUUCACCCAUUACCUCUUCUUCGUGCUCUGCCUCUACGCAAGUGUCACAGUGGUUGAGAGCUUGAUGAUGGCCAUUGCCAGUAUUGUCCCCAACUUCCUCAUGGGUAUCAUCAUUGGAGCUGGAAUUCAGGGUAUCUUCAUGCUGGUCUCGGGCUACUUCAGGCUGCCAAACGACAUUCCGAAGCCCGUCUGGCGUUACCCCAUGUCAUACAUCAGCUUCCACUUCUGGGCUCUUCAGGGGCAAUACCAGAAUGACCUGAACGGGCUGCUGUUCAACAACCAAAGCCCGGAUCUCCCCAAGAUCCCAGGGGAGUACAUCCUGGAGAACAUCUUCCAGAUCAACAUCCGCAGGUCCAAGUGGAUUGACCUCAGCGUGAUCUUCAGCAUGAUAGUGGUCUACCGCAUCAUCUUCUUCGUCAUGAUCAAGAUCAGCGAGGAUGUGACACCCUGGAUCAGAGGGUACAUGGCCAGGAGAAGAAUGCAGAUUAAGAAUGGAACCCAGAACACCACGAUCGCGCCCGACGGUCUUACCCAGUCGCCUUCUCUCAGGAACUUCGUCGCCAGUCGAGCCACUGGUAAUGGAAAGAGAUGAUUGAAGAUCAGAAGAGAAGAGAAUGCUGGUGGCGGCAAUCCAUCGCCAGAGACAGAGGAACUCGUUUCCCAAAUGGGUGUAGUUAAGUGAUGAUAUGUGAAGGGUUGUAAAACUUGACAGAUAGAGAUUUUAUUUUCCACGUUGCAACUAAAACAGCUUCUGUUUAAUAUUUUGUUCAAUAUGGUUGCUGCCAUAAGUGCCAUUAGAGUUCCCCUGACAGAGUUAACCUUCGUUAUCAUGGUAAUUAUUCUAUUUCCAGCUCAUUGCUUGCUGUAAUUACUGUACCCGCUCUUCUCUUGUCGAGGGUUCUCUCUAGUGAUGGCAAUGGGUCGGGGCGGGGCGGGUACCUUAAUACCCAUGUCCCGCCCCACGCCACUACGGGUCGGGGCGGGUAAUACUCGCGUGGGUAUGGGGCGGGGCGGGUCGACCCACUCUUAUAUGCUAUUUGAAAAAAAUACAAGCAAAAUUUUACUUUUUACAAUAAAACGAAGGGGAAAGACUUCAUGAAUGAAUAAUUGUGAUAAUAUAAUGGGUAAUUGGGUCUAUUUAAUUGAAAGAUCAAGUCUAACUAGUAGAAGAAAAGCCAAAAUAGGAGAUAUAUGAAUAGAUGGUGUAAGAAAUUGACCUAGAACGGGCCAAGAAUGGGGCGGGGCGGGACAGGGCGGGACAGAAGUUGAUACCCAUGUCCCGCCCCAUGCUACUGCGGGUCGGGUAAUACCCGCCCCAUCGCGGGUCAGGUCGGGUAAUACCCUGCAAGGCGGGUUCAAAUUGCCAUCCCUAGUUCUCUCGAAAGUUCAAAUGGAUGGAAAUAAGAUGUACUUCAUUUUUAGAAAUAAGCAGUAAGAGUGUUCAAAUGGUUACCAUGGUUAUAACCAAAUCAAAUAAGGCUAAAUUCCAUAAACUAUGGAAUACAAUAUCAUAACCAAAUCGUCCAAACUAAUACAACAACCAAAUUAACCAAACUAAAGUUUAAUCGGUUUGGUUAAUUGGUUAACCAGAUUGACCAAUAUAAAAUCACAUUAUCAUUGACGAUGAAAAUUUUCCGGUUAAUGCAACAAUACACAAUUUAUAUAAUGAAUAAAACAUAACAAUCAACACUUAGUUAUAGUUGACCCUUAACAAAAAUACAUGCAACUAAGACAAUUAUCUUACGAUUAGUAUAGAAGUAUUCACCUAACAAAAAUUUAUGACAAUGGUAUGGGUUAAUGAAUUGUUGUGUUUGUGUAAAUUGACUUAGGGGUCGUUUGGAAGUUGUGAAUGUUAAAUCGUUGCAUUGUAAUGAAUCACUAUAAUACAAAUGCAUGUAUUGAUACAAUGGAUGCAUUUUAACAAUACAUUAUUUGGUUGUUGAGAUUCAACUUUAUGCAUUAAUUUACAUAAAGUUACUUUUAUGGGGAAAUGCCAUAUUUACCCUCAACUUUUUGUAUAAGACAAAAACUUUUAGAGAUAUAAAUGGAAAGAAAAAGUUUACACAAAUCUAAAAGCAACAAUCACAACAAUCUCAACUUUUCAAUGCAUCUUUUUUUGUGAUUGUUGGUGGGACCUACCGAAAACAAUGCAUGCAUUGUUUUACACUUUGGCACUUCCAAACAUUGUAUUGUGCACAAUACAUGUAUUCAACAAACACAACUUUAACAAUCUCAACUUCCAAACGACCCCUUAGUCUCUUAGCAAUUAUCAUAGGCUGGAAAUGACCUUCCUAUCAAGUUUUCAUCCAUCAUAAUGUAUGAAAUUUAUCUAAAUUAGGCAUCCAUAUGUUGUGGUCUACACUUUACAUAUACAAAUAUACACUAUAUGAGCAAUAUGGGACAGGUUAUGGUGAUUUCUACAAAGUAGUAAUCACCGUGGUUACUAAGGGUAAAUUGGGUAUGGAAAAAUAAAUUAUAUUAAUUAAU